UGUAAAGUGUAUAACCCAACUGGCUCCAAAGCUUUGUUCUUUCUACUCUCCAAGAGAGAACGUGACCUCUGCUGAGUUUUAAGAAGAAUGAUGUUUGGGAAAGAAUUUAAGGAUCAAAUGGUGCCUGAGUGGAUUGAAGCUUAUAUGGACUAUGUUGGGCUCAAAUGCCUCUUGAAACAGAUCAUUCGCCUCAAUCUAAGUAUUCAACCUCACCACAAUACUCAGAGGAAAGUUGAUAUUGAGAAUCAAGAAAGCGCAAGCCAACACAAACAAUAUUCCACAAAUAGAAAGUUCUGUAUACCAGCAGAACUAAGAGAAGAUGAGAAAUCGUUUUUGCAAAAACUGGAUAAUGAGCUUGGAAAGGUCAAUAGCUUUUACAAAGACAAAGUGGAACAGGCAAAGGGAGAAGCAGCUGCAUUGGCCGAACAAAUGGAUGCUUUGGUUGCUCUCCGUAAGAAGGUGAAACAAUCAGAUACUGCAGCAUCCUCAAAGGUGACUUCUCCAAGCAGGGCUUCAAGUGUAGAGAAAGGCCAACAGAAAGAAACGGACAUGCCUUGUGAGAACAACAUAAAACCAGCUUCUUCGAGCAAUAAUGAAGAGCCUUCAUUAAAAGAACAUGGACGAACUCCCUCAGACGUUCUUGAAUGUGUCAAAAUUCAAAAUACAUCUGAUGGUCCAAAAUCGUCGGUAGAAAAACUGUUACUUGGUACCACAGAGAAAGAGUGUAGCUUCAGUCAAGAGGAACUAAAGGAGGUUCAAGAAAAGUUGAAAAAGGCCUUUGUUGAGUUCUAUCAGAAACUUCGCAGCCUAAAUCAGUACAGUUUUAUAAAUCUCUCGGCAUUUUCUAAGAUCCUGAAAAAUAUGAAAAGGUCAGACACUCAUCAGAUUACUUCCAGAAAAGCAAUGAGAUCUUACAUGAAUGUCGUUGAUAACUCCUAUAUUGGAAGUUCUGAUGAGGUUACUCGUCUUCUGAACAAGGUGGAAGCAACAUUUGUCAAGCACUUUUCCAAUUUUAAGCAGGGGGAUGGCAUCAAAUUAUUAAGGCCAAAAAGGAAAAGAGAGAACCACCGCGUACGAUUUCUUUCAGGAUUCUUCUUUGGAUUCUCAAUUGCUCUAAUUAUCGCGGUUGCUUUAGUCAUGCAAACAAGAAAGUUACUGGACAAGAAGGAGGCCACCUUAUACUUGGAUAGCAUUUUUCCACUUUACAAUUUCUACGGUUACAUUAUCUUACAUAUGCUUCUUGUUGCUGCAAAUAUAUACUUGUGGAGGCGCUAUAGAAUCAACUACUCGUUUAUACUUGGAUUCCAGCCAGGAACCGAAUUAGACCACAGAGAAGUUUUCGUUUUAGCCUCUGGUCUUACAGUUGUUGUACUCACUACUUUUCUGGUACACCUGCAUAUCAGGAUGGACUCGACAAUCCAAGAUCACGAGACAUAUGUUGAACUCCUUCCUUUGGGCUUACUCAUUGGUUUAGUUCUCAUAUGUCUGUGUCCUUUUAACAUCAUCUAUCGUUCAAGCCGUUUCUUCCUUAUUCGAAGUCUGUUCCGUUGUAUUUGUGCUCCUUUCUACAAGGUCAAAAUGGUUGAUUUUUUCUUGGCAGAUCAGCUAACAAGCCAGACACAAGCCAUAAGAAGUUUUGUAUACUACAUUUGUUAUUAUGGUUGGGGAAAAGCAUUGUCGCCAGGACGAAAAAUGUGCCACGUUAGUGAUGUCUACGUUAUCUUCUAUUACAUUUCAGCUGCCAUACCUUUUUGGAUUCGCUUCCUCCAGUGUAUGCGACGAUUAAUAGAAGAGAAAGACAUGAAGCAUGGAUUCAACGGUUUCACCUAUUUCUCAAUGCUUCUGUCAGUUGUCUUUCAGUCAACAUUCAGACUACGGAAAAAAAUGACUUGGAAAGUAUGGGCUUUGGCUAGCUCGGUUGUUGCAGCUCUGGCAAACAUAUGUUGGGAUAUCAGGAUGGACUGGGGUCUUCUUCAAAGAAAUUCAAGAAAUUUUCUUCUGAGAGACAAGCUCUUACUUCCACAUAGAAGUGCAUAUUAUAUAGCUAUGAUUCUUGAAGUUCUCCUCAGAUUUGUAUGGCUGCAACUAGUAUUGAGUUUCGACAUGCGCCCACUACGUGGAAAAGCCAUAACAAGCACAUUUGCCUGCUUGGAGAUUCUUCGUCGUAGCAUUUGGAACGUCUUUAGAUUGGAGAAUGAGCACCUAAACAAUGUUGGUGAGUACCGAGCAUUCAAGUCACUCCCACUGCCCUUUAUUACAUAUGACGAGAAGGUUGACAAGCAUGAGUAGAAUGACUCUUUAAGUCUUCUUAACAUAUGUUCUGUUUCAUCAAAAGAUGAAUGUGUAAUAGAUCACCGUACCCUUUUCUAUUAGAUAGGGUGGCAAUGCAUACAUUUUCAAGUACUGUUAUGUGCACGUUAACUGGAUCCUGCAAUAUAUUUAGUACCACAACACUCAUCUCCUUCAGAAAUGGAGAGAUAUAUA
This is a messenger RNA of Nicotiana attenuata, 2484 nucleotides long. RefSeq names its product phosphate transporter PHO1 homolog 10-like. Gene Ontology annotation, cellular component: trans-Golgi network; plasma membrane; Golgi apparatus. Bases 88 to 2289 code for a protein of 733 amino acids. The transcript is spliced from 14 exons. The record is from RefSeq and is a predicted model, not a curated record. Lineage: Eukaryota; Viridiplantae; Streptophyta; Magnoliopsida; Solanales; Solanaceae. Gene Ontology annotation, biological process: cellular response to phosphate starvation; phosphate ion transport. Gene Ontology annotation, molecular function: inositol hexakisphosphate binding.